Molecule: messenger RNA, 6234 nt
Organism: Dichomitus squalens LYAD-421 SS1
Lineage: Eukaryota; Fungi; Basidiomycota; Agaricomycetes; Polyporales; Polyporaceae
Exons: 24
Coding region: 1-6234 (2077 amino acids)
Biological process (GO): establishment of protein localization to chromatin; establishment of mitotic sister chromatid cohesion; replication-born double-strand break repair via sister chromatid exchange
Cellular component (GO): Scc2-Scc4 cohesin loading complex
Molecular function (GO): chromatin binding
Source: RefSeq, a predicted model, not a curated record
AUGAACGGUCAUCCAUAUCACCCCAAUCAGCACUAUCAGCCGAGGCGAUACGAGAUCCCUGACACUCCCCAGCACAAUCUUGCCACCGACGCCGUCCAGGAGUCUCACCAACUCCUCGCCCAGUAUCCGUAUGGCUCCGCGACUCCUGCUAACCAUGUCGCAAGGCACUUAGGGAACCUCUCUAUAUCUGCUGCUCCGCCGUCCUACAUCCAGCCUUACGCCUCGGUUCCCUCCAAUGCCUCCUACCACCAGUCCCGAUUCCCCCAGUACCCGGAGUAUUCCCAGGAGUUUGCUCACCUCAUGAAUCCCCAGCAAUCGUCAUAUGCUGCAUCGUAUGUGGAGAAAACGAGGGAGGAAGUCGUGUACCAUUUAGCUGGACAGGGACCAAUGUACGCGAACUACCAAGCGCCUCCACAAUGGCCUCCAAUCCAGUCCCGCCACUCUACAUACCAGACAACUCCUUUCGCGCAGUCCGUGAUCCAGCAUACAUCCCCGUCAGCGUCCUACCCCACCCCUCCGCCCCCUGGAAUAUCCGCCUCCUCUUCCUCGCUUGCAGGCGCCCUUGGUCCUGCACCACCUAAGCCCAUCCGUCAAGUCUACCAGCCAAAAGACUCACCUGCGUUUUUCAGUAACUUCCUUAACCAGACGCCCGUUCAGCCACCACCGCGUGUGGCUACCGCGUCUCAUCCCCAACCCGUACGGUAUCACCAACAGCCAUCCACUGCGCUGUAUGAGCCACCGCCUCCCAGUCAGCAGUCGCGUUCAGCGCCCAUACCGCUCGCAGACAUUCCUCUUGUAGAUCUUGGCAGCCCAGACCCGCUCGAGAUCGCUCCGCCGGAGCCUGACCACUUGAAGGCGACUCCGAAGAAGCGCAAGGUCGAGCAGUAUCUCGAAUCUCCGAAGGUGAAGCGAGUGCAGGUCAAUGACUCAGUCAGGCCUUCUAUGUCUCCACUACAGUCCCGCCCACAGCAACAGCAAUCGCACCAGGCUCAGCAACAGCGGCACCAGCCGCAGCAGUCCCAGGCACGCUCACGACACCAGUACCCUUCCCAGUCUCAGCAGCGGCAACAACCUCAGUACAGGCAAACACCACCCCGACCGCAGAUUGAUCGCAAGCAGUCGUCUUUCGAGAUAGCCGUCCCAAGUCCCUCAAAACACAAGAAGCCUCACACUCCGCCGGCGCAUGGCUCGAAUAAUCACAAACCUGCUUCUUUCCAUUCGUCUUCUAGUUCCGGCUCAGGCUUUCCAUCUGGAUCUGGAUCUCAGCCAUAUGUCGCCGUUCCUCCUCAUCCGAAGGCUUAUCACACCCCGAAGUCUCAGAAGAAAGAGCGCUUAGAGGUCGUGAUCACUACGACGAGCUUGAGCACGAAGGGGAAGGGGAGGGUCAAGUCUGCUGACGAUGACGACGAUCUGGGAGGCUUUGGGAGCGAGGAUGACUCCACAUCUUUGUCCUUCAGCAGGAGUAGUGCAGGCGUCAAGUCGUCCGCUAAGAGAGCUACUGGUGACAGAGACGAGAGGGCUCCCAUAGAGAAGCUUGCUACCCUCUUGGAGGACAUUUUCGAAGCUGAAGAUGGACUACCGCCUGAUAUCGAGAUCGAAGAUCUUCCACUGGAAUGGUUCUCGCCCCUUUCAGUUCCUGGUGCUCCACCACUGCUACAUCCCAAUCUCGUCCGGAAGCUCGUCACGCACAUCACCAAGGCCGCGCGUCCUAGCAAGCGUCAUCGACUCAAUUCGCGCGACGCGAAUGGUCACGCUCAAGGGACGCCGAAGUUUAGAGGUCGGGUGGCGGACAUCGACACGGCCACGCUUUCGCGUAUUCUCAAGAUGCUGGAGCGAAGCAUCAGCGCUGGCGAGGACCUAGAUCCUUUCCCCUCGGUAGCAGGCAGCGGCGCAAGCUCGACGAAGACAGCUAAGACCAAGAAGGCUGCCAACGGCAAGAAGGCACAGGGAGAAACCAGGCGUUCGAAGUCGCAGUCUCCUGGAGAGGCUGGUGAUGGGGAUGCUAUGGAGGUGGAUGGUCCCUCAUCGGAACAACAAGUCGUGACAGAGCAGGACGUGGAGAACUUGACAAGGACGCUGGAACUGGCAAGGGACAGUGUGUUGGCGGCAGACUGCUGUAUUGCGUUGCUUGGAAGCGAUCGGUUGCCGAAGCAGUUGUACUCUGAGGAGCUCAUCACCGCCUCGCUCACUACCGUUAAGAAUCACCUCGUGAAGAUCCUCUACCCGUUUGUGGAGGCAUCGCCGGCGGAUGUGCAGCUGCCCGGUCUUCUUCGCGAGCUCAUCCAGCUGUCUGCGUCUCCGAGUAGUAUGCUUCGUCAAUUGCUCACCGAGAUUUUCCAAGCUGUCUCGUCUAUCCUGCCUAGGAUCAACGACCUCAUAUGUGCAGACACCAUGGCGAUGAGCGAGAGCAUCAUCAUACAGGGCGUUUACAUAGCUAUCGGGCCAUUCUUCGUCGUCGAGGCGGAGGGUGAGGGCAGAAGCAAGAAGGGUUCCUCUGCGAAUGGCGUGAUUUCUGCCUUGGGACAAACGGCAAUGAGGGCGUUGAGGCUGGAUGCUCUCGCAUUGAUCCGCAGUAUCUUCGCCAAUCACGAGGACCAGAGGCCGUGGAUAAUCGAGGAGAUCUUGUCAUCUCUUAUCAAGCUUUCCGACACGAAGCAGCGGGCUGGUCAAUUUCGACUACGGGAUGGUCGUUCGAUCCGGACUGUGUCCGCUCUGCUCAUGCAGCUCGUACAAACAUCCGCACAUGACGUGCGCGUGGAGGCCCAGGCAAUCCGCAAGGCGCGAGAGCAGGCGCUCGCCCUGCGACGCCAGGAGAGCUUCAACGAGAAGCCGCAGAAGGAGCCUUGGCUGGAUGAGCACGAUAAGGAAGAGAUUCGACUGUAUGCAUCAGGACUGGAUUCCGCGACCAAAGCUGCGAAGACGAUCAUCAUCUUCUUGACUCAAAGGUCCGGUAAGACGAAGACCACGAAGAAUUCGAAUGAGGCUGAAUACCGCGCAAUAUUCGACAAUCUCAUCUCGGAUCUUCUCGCUGUCUUGUUCUGGCCUGAAUGGCCUGCUGCUAGUCUCAUAUUGGGUCUGAUAUGCAAGUUUAUGGUGUCUUCGUUGGACGACAUCAAGUCGACUUCGCAGAACGACAACAACGCAGUGAAGACGCUUGCCCUUGACCAUCUAGGAGUCAUCGCUGCACACCUUCGGACGAGCAUGCUCAAGUUCAAGCGAGACUCGGGCGAGUUGGGGCUCACACCUCUGGACGAGGUUAUGAGCUCGCUCGAUGGCGAAAAGCUUCGGCAACUAGUCGCUGCACAUAGCGAUCUUCAGAAUAAUCUGUGCAGACGCUCUUCCGAAGACCAAGCAUUCUAUAGCGCGCGUGAACUGACCGCCGUCAUGUGGGGGCACGAACUUGCACUCACCCUACAACACUGCGAGAGGCUUCUUUCGGAAGACGCCGAUAUAGACCGCAAGGCGGUAAAAUCCCUUGCGAGGCAGGAGAAGGGCGCCAUGCGGGAGAUCUGGGAUGAGCCAUCUGGAGAUAUAUUCGAACUUGGUACUUCACAGGAGGAGCUCGCCAGGAUCGACCGUCUCUCCGAGGAGAUCGGCAUUUGUCAGAGCUUGAGGAACUCGUUCAACCCGAUACUGGCGGUGGUACUGCAAGCGUUGGAUGCUCCUCCGGUCUUCAUGAGGACAAAAGCUCUGAAAGCGCUUGGUCAGAUCGUCACCAGCGAUCCGAGUAUCCUCUCUGCGCCCAACGUUAGAAGAGGCAUCGAGGAUCAUCUCCUGGACAGCUCCCCUGCCGUCCGCGAUGCCGCUGUAGAGCUCAUCGGAAAGUAUAUUGUCGACUCGCCUAGGUUUGCUGCGGAUUACUACCAGAAGAUCGCCGAUCGUAUAGCUGACACCGGUUUGGGCGUACGCAAACGAGUCAUCAAAUUGCUCAAAGCAUACUAUAGUGUCACAGAAGAUAGGAGCGCCCGCAUCGAUAUUUGCACCCGCAUCGUGCUUCGCAUGCUUGAUGAGGACGACACAGUCAAGGACCUUGCCGUGAAGAAUAUGGAGGAGCUUUGGUUCACGAAUGCCGUUCUAGCUGUCAAGUCCACUCAAGAUGGCAAAAUGGAGUUAUUGACUAAAGUAGCAAUCAUCAUGGGUGUCGCAGCUCAGUUCAAGGAUAAGCAAUCUCCUCUCGAGGAUCUCCUGCAUCGCAUCAUGGCGGACAAGCCGGAGCAUGAUAGGUCUGCAUUGCAUCAGCGAUACGUGGAGGUCUGUGAGACUUUGAUCGACGGGCUGGUCGAUGCGUCGGACCUGCCAGGCUUCACCAUAUUGAACUGUGUGCAAACCAUCUAUCUCUUCACCUCUGCUUACCCGGCAGUGCUUUCCGGGUCGAACGCAGCAACCCUUCUUCCUUACUUGAAGAAUGCGGGCACACCCGAGGAGCAGGCUACAUCAGACUACUUACUUCGCAUCUUCCGAGCGUCUAUCCCCCACAUGCCCAAGACCGCGGCUAAGUUUGGACAGGAACUACAGCUCGCUCUCCAACCGAUGAUUCUGAAGCCGUCCGCUGCUGCCGGUGUGCUGGGCUUGCAAGAGACUGUCGCGUGCAUUUGCGCCACUGUCCAUUAUCUUACGCAUGACUUUAGUCGCUUAGUGGCGCUGUUGCGAUCGUGCAAUGCUCGUCUGCAGCAGAGCAUUCAGAAACCCGCUGCUCAGACCUUGGCUCCACCUGAGCAACGCACUCUGACCGUAUUGCUCUUCAUCACAUCCCUCUUGUGCGAACAUUGUAACUUCGACCGUCUUCGCUCCGAGGAAGAGAAGUACAAGGAAGAUAUCGAUAAGAUUGCGAAGGGCUCUGUGACAGAGCACGUCUAUAUGUGUCUUCUCAAACUGUACGACAAGUACCAGGAUCAGGGCUUGAGAGGCCGUAUUCUGCAGUGUCUAGGUUUCUUGUUCCGUGCGCAACCUGCCUUAAUGACCGCAGAGCCCUCUGCGAAGAUUAUGGACGCGAUAUUCUCAUCGUCGUCCGAGGAAGCGCGUGGCCGUCUAUUGAAGAUAUUGCAGGAUUUCUUGGUCACGGAAGCGGCAAAGCAUGCUGCCAACGAGAAAGCUUCAGCAAGCGCCAAAGGCAAGGUGGUCACAGGCAAGGUGAACAUGGAGGAGCUGAUCGGAAACACUGAUGGCUUUGCGGACUCCGGAGUCAGCUCUGUUAUCGUUCAGCGAUAUUUGGAACCAAUUCUCGACGCCGCUCUGUCGCAGACCGCACAGAUACAAUCUGCUGCCGUCGAUAUCCUCACUUUCACAAUCAAACAGGGUUUGGUUCACCCUUUGCAAUCGUUCCCCGUCAUCGUAGCCCUCGAGACAAGUCCAAACCACCAUCUCAGCGCGAGGGCCAGCGCAUUGCACGCGAUCCUCCAUGCGAAACACACUUCUCUCUUGAAUGCUCGUUAUGUUAACAGUGCGCGCGCCUCCUUCGACUACCAGAAACGACUCGCUGCAGGAGCCGUCAAGGGGUAUCGCUUGAAUCCAACGCCUUCCGCUUUGUUACAUAGAUGGUAUACGCUCGCCCGUGAGAAGCGCGCCACGCGACAGGACUUCCUCCGAGCCUUGGUCAAGGUAUUCGACGUAGAGCUUGGGAAAUCUUCACAGGAUGAUAUCGACUUCACGCGGUACAUGUCCGAGAACUUCGCCUCCUUUGAAUACAAGACGCAGGAAGAAGUCCUCACGGUGACCAAAUCCCUGACAUCGGUUCUGUCUACGACAGGGAUGCAAUUAGUCGAGAUUCUUUCGCCAUCGCAUUUGAUCACUCAAUUACACGGCCCCGACCAUCUUCCGCAAACGCCUGUCGCCCCCGUCGCGCCGGAGAUGGCGAUGGAUGUAGAUACGGGGACGCUGCAGAUAGCCCAGUCUAAACCUCCGCAUGCUGUUCUUCCUCCGGCUCGCUGUCACGACAUGGGAAUACUGCGCAGCUCGGUCAUUGUGGCGAUGGUCAUGCUCUUGAAGGCCCAUCUCAAGACGCUCUACGGCCUGUCUGAGGAGAAAUGCGCCAAAUUCGUGGUCGGGAAGAAGAGCGCUGUGGGAGACAGGCCCGCGACCCGUAAACAUGAGCGACCGUUGUCGUGGGAGCCCCUUCCAUUCGCUACCGCUCCAGUGGUCACCAGUGAGGAUGCCCGGGAUCAAUGUGCUAGAUUCUUAGAGAUAUGGAGUGAAGACGGCGUCGCCGCAGAACCCGAGGACGAUAUGGCUCCGUAA